This is a messenger RNA of Tetranychus urticae (two-spotted spider mite), 1354 nucleotides long. NCBI's taxonomy places the organism in Eukaryota, Metazoa, Arthropoda, Arachnida, Trombidiformes, Tetranychidae. The record is from RefSeq and is a predicted model, not a curated record.
AUGAAUUCUGGUAAUUUUCAAAGCUUGGGACAUUGUCUUUUUGUUUUCAUCUGUUUGUGGUCAAGUUUUACUAAUGAUCGUGUUAAUGCUGAUGGAGUUAAACCAGCCGCUGCCAAUUUAACGGCCAGCAAUUUGAGAAGUGAAAUACAGGAUAACCAAAAAGAGAUCGCAAAGAUCAAAAGUGAAUUGGAACAAUGCCGGACAGAAUUCAAUAGAAUAGUUGAAACCAUUGGUCGAGCUCAUGCUGAAGCCAUUUCACGGGAAGAUGAAGAAGACAUUGGUGAUGAGUUGAUUAAACUACGAGUCAAGCCCAGAGCAGAAUUAGUAUUAUUGGAAGCAAUCCAUCGAUUAAAGUUAUUGGAUCUCAAAAAGCAAUUGGAAAAGGAGAAAUUGCUUAAACGACGUCGAGAAAUUUUUAGCAUGCGAAGUCCAAAACCAAAAGUUAAAGUCAACAAAGAAUAUCAAGAAAAGCUGAAUGAAUGGAAAUUAUUGAAAAAUGUUUCACAAAAUGAGAUCAAUCAACUUAAAAAGGAUAAAGAAUUAUAUCUCACGAAGAGUCUGGAACCAAGCACUGAUAAAGAUAUGAAAAAAGUGAAGUUUCGUACAAAAGUUACUAAAGUGAAUACUCAUACCAAGAAAAAAGUUGCAAAAAAUGUUGAAGUGCAAACUGAAGCUAACCAUGUUGAAUCUGCAACUCAAUCCGAGACUCGGAUAAACACACUAAUAAACACAAUAAAUGUGUAAUAAAUACAAUAUGUAACGAUUCUGUGUUGUAAUUUUCUAAUGAAUUGGAAAUGAGAACUAAAGAUGACUAAUCUAAAUUUUCAACGAAAUUCAUUCUGUUUGCAUGACACUCUUGUCAAGAAUAGUAUAAUUUUUAAUCAAAGUUUCGUUGAUGUUUUUAUUUGCACUUUUCUUGAUAUCAAGAGCCCGAAAUUGAUUUUAAUUAUCUGAUUUGUCUGAAUUUCUACCAAUAUAGCCAACAUUUUGAAACUUUACUCAAAUCAUUAUUCAACAUCCUUCACAGCAAAUCUAUGAUUAAAGAUUCAGUGGAAUAGAAAAUCUAAAGACUGGUUGAUUUCAAUGAGUGGUCUGAAAUGUGAUGAUGUCAAUAGUCCGAUUAAUAUUGUUUAACUGUUAAACUCAAUAAUGUAAUUUUGAAUUAAUUUUUUUGGCAAUACGAUUCUUUUUUUUAAAAUAUUGUAAUUGAAUUUUUACUUAUUACAAUAUGUAUAUAUAGAUAAAUGAUCAUGUCAAGACGAGAACCAUGUCGCCUUCAAUGGUUAUACUUUUAAUUGAAUUAAUUCAGUUUAGAUUAAAGUAAAGCAUAAUUAAAGUUUAUCCAAAUAUUGUU